Volvox carteri f. nagariensis is the source of this 735-nucleotide messenger RNA. RefSeq lists its product as uncharacterized. Bases 1 to 735 code for a protein of 244 amino acids. The record is from RefSeq and is a predicted model, not a curated record. Lineage: Eukaryota; Viridiplantae; Chlorophyta; Chlorophyceae; Chlamydomonadales; Volvocaceae. The transcript has a single exon.
AUGCGCUUAUGGAUGACGAAAUCGUCCAGCGACCAGGCGGAGCGCCGCAUUUCGAUGGGGAUUGCCGGUGAAAGGCCCAACAGCCUUACUCGGCUGGUGCCCCCUUCGGCCGGCGUUGGCUGCGACGGCAUCAGUGGCGCUGGCUCUGCGACAGUGUCCUCCAGGACCAAACGUGAGCGGAGGAGUCCGGGGCUAGGGACGCUGGAUACGGCGGGCAAUGGUCCGCUGAAGGACUCGCAAAAAGCUGAACCGUUGCCGGGGGUGCCGGGGACAAUGCGAUUGCCCAAGCUGCUCGCCAUAGCAUCCGUCAGGGCGCUUGGCAUCCGGGUAGCAGGCAAGCUUGGCAACGGGCAUGGUACAGAGGAGCUUGGGCUGGCGAUCGAAGCGGCGCAGCGUGGUGCUUGCAGUCUUGAAAGGCGCUGCUGGCUGGGUGCUCCGGAUCGUGUCUUGCAAAGGGGUGUUUCAGGCGCUUGGCCUGCAUCGUUCACCGAGGCGCUGAGUGUGGCCAUGAGGUGGGAGGUCGGAAAGGGCCGGCCAGCAGGCGAACGAUCAUGUGGUGAUCCCGGACUUGAAGCUCCGCUCGUGGGCGAGCCCAAUUCGUUUGAGUAUUUCCUGGUGGUGCUGAUCGUGUCCAGCUUUGACUUCAGGGCUCGCCACAACGACGGGAGCUUUCCUGGUGCCUUGCUGCUGCUACUGCUGCCGUUGACGCUGCUGUCCGCGAGAGGAGACGAAUGA